GAGAGGAAGAAGAAGAAGAAGAAGAAGAAGAAAGGGAAGCAGCAAGAUGGGGCAGUGGAGAAUAAUCAAAACAAAGCCAAAAAACAGGACGGGGCAGUCGCCAUGGAGAUGCAACCCCUGAAAAGUGCCGAGGGCGGCGAGAUGGAAGAGAGGGAGAAGAAGAAAGCCAGUGUGCCCAAAAAAGAGAAAUCCGUUCUUCAGGGGAAGCUCACCAAACUGGCUGUACAAAUCGGGAAAGCAGGCCUGGUGAUGUCGGCCAUCACUGUUAUCAUCCUGGUCCUGUACUUCGUCAUCCAGACUUUUGUUAUCGAUGGGAAGACGUGGGCAGCUGAGUGCACCCCGGUCUACGUGCAAUAUUUCGUCAAGUUCUUCAUCAUCGGCGUCACCGUCCUGGUGGUGGCAGUACCGGAAGGCCUGCCACUGGCUGUCACCAUCUCCUUAGCGUACUCUGUGAAGAAAAUGAUGAAAGAUAACAACCUGGUUCGCCAUCUGGAUGCCUGUGAGACCAUGGGCAACGCCACCGCCAUCUGCUCUGACAAGACCGGCACACUCACCACCAACCGCAUGACUGUUGUGCAGUGCUUCAUGGGUGAUGCUCAUUACAAGGAGACCCCUGACCCCAGCAACCUGACCCCCAAGACGCUAGACCUGCUGGUCCACGCCAUCGCCAUCAACAGUGCCUACACCACCAAGAUACUAGAUGACUCCAAGGCCUGA
Molecule: messenger RNA, 717 nt
Organism: Sphaerodactylus townsendi
Lineage: Eukaryota; Metazoa; Chordata; Lepidosauria; Squamata; Sphaerodactylidae
Product: plasma membrane calcium-transporting ATPase 3-like
Exons: 6
Coding region: 103-717 (204 amino acids)
Biological process (GO): regulation of cytosolic calcium ion concentration
Cellular component (GO): intracellular membrane-bounded organelle; membrane
Molecular function (GO): PDZ domain binding; ATP hydrolysis activity; P-type calcium transporter activity
Source: RefSeq, a predicted model, not a curated record